AGAUUUAGAUGAUCAUAUAAGCCGCCCCGUGCCCGAGUUUCAAUCAAUCUCAAAAGCAAGUUGAAAAUAUUCUCUCCAAUUCUAUUCGUCACCGUUGUUUCACUCUAUUCUGUGUGCCUUUCGAUUUGCAGUCUAAGUUAUAGCUGUUUAAUUAUAAACAUAUUUGAACUCCAUUAACAAACAAGUUCCAUUACAGACAAACAAAGCAAUGGAAACCUACGAGGUAAAAGGGAAUACUGAGAACAAGAACCAAGAUCUAAAACGCCUUGGGUUUGUGAAGAUCGCUGCUAUUCACACUUACGCGUUUGCCUCAUAUCUGUAUGAAUCCGCAAAGAAGAACUCAGGGUCUUUGAGAUCGGCUGUUGAAACGGUAGAGGGAGCAGUAACCACUGUUAUUGGUCCUGUCUACAACAAAUUCAAGGAUGUCCCUGAUGAUGUCCUAGUUUUUGUUGACAACAAGGUGGAUGAAGCUACUCACAAGUUCAACGAACAUGCUCCUACUAUUGCUAAGCAGCUUGCAGACAAAACCAAAACUUUGAUUCAGAAAGCGACACAUGAAGCAGGGAAAGCUGUGAAUGUGGCUCAAUCUGAAGGACCACGAGCAGCUGUACAGUAUGUUGCUACAGAAUCCAAGAAUUUGCUGCUAAUCAAUUCAGUGAAGCUGUGGGCUGGACUCAACCAAUUUCCACCAUUCCAUGCAGUUGCAGAAAUGGCUAUUCCAACCGCCGCUCACUGGUCUGAGAAAUACAACCAUGUAAUCAAGGCAAUGGCUGAAAAGGGCUAUAGUUUUGUUGGUUAUUUGCCUUUGAUACCCGUUGAUGAUAUAUCUAAGGCAUUUAAGCAGGGACAAGGUAAUUUGAAAGGAGAUGGAGAGGUUUCAGUGGAAAAGAAACUAGAAUAAUCUUGUUCUGUUUGAGUUUUAAUUACUCAUAUACAAAAUGCUUUAAGUGACUUUGUUUUCAGAGUUGAAACAAUUUAGGCCUAGUUGUGGCUAUCUAUGUUUGAAGUUAGUAAGAUCUUCUUGUAAUUAAUCCAUAGUGAUAGUAAUGAUGUAAAUGUGCGAUAAAUGGUUAUGAAGUUUUCUUAGUUUUGUUUA
This is a messenger RNA of Vicia villosa (hairy vetch), 1096 nucleotides long. Its product is annotated as REF/SRPP-like protein At1g67360. The record is from RefSeq and is a predicted model, not a curated record. The coding region runs from base 209 to 901 and encodes 230 amino acids. Lineage: Eukaryota; Viridiplantae; Streptophyta; Magnoliopsida; Fabales; Fabaceae. The transcript has 3 exons.